AUCAUUCAGUAGUUCGCAAGACUCCAGCCAAAACAUGUACAAGUUCCUGCUGAUCGCUGCCCUUCUGCCGGCCGUUGUCUUCGGACAGAGUACCCCCUUCCGGCAAUGCUCAAGCGGAGCUCCGGUUCCAUCGAACGUCUACAUUGAGGGCUGCACGGCACUGCCGUGCACCGUCGUUUCCGGUGGAACCCUAGUUGCUCAUGGAAACGGAAUCACCACGCCAGUAGCCACCGCUUCGGUGACUGCCCACAUCGUUGCUCGUGUUCUUGGACUGGAUGUUGGAUUCGAAAUUCCGGAUGGUCUGCGUGAUGCUUGCGCCGUUGGCAUCAGUGGAGCUACCUGCCCACUGGCUGCAGGAACAACUUUCGACUACACUCUGAACUACUCGAUGGAGCUGCCGCUGGUCGGCAUCACCGCCCAGGUUGAGGUCGGCCUCACGGCUGCCGACGGAACUGCCAUCACGUGUAUUGAAAUCGAUGCCACCAUUAUCGCCGGAUAGAUAGCAUAAUAAAACCAAGGAUUUAUGAGCUAAUGAACUAAAUUUUAUGUUUACAU
This is a messenger RNA of Anopheles cruzii, 555 nucleotides long. Its product is annotated as NPC intracellular cholesterol transporter 2-like. The transcript is spliced from 2 exons. Gene Ontology annotation, molecular function: sterol binding. Gene Ontology annotation, biological process: sterol transport. Lineage: Eukaryota; Metazoa; Arthropoda; Insecta; Diptera; Culicidae. The record is from RefSeq and is a predicted model, not a curated record. Bases 35 to 499 code for a protein of 154 amino acids.